This is a messenger RNA of Lindgomyces ingoldianus, 618 nucleotides long. RefSeq lists its product as uncharacterized. Lineage: Eukaryota; Fungi; Ascomycota; Dothideomycetes; Pleosporales; Lindgomycetaceae. The coding region runs from base 1 to 618 and encodes 205 amino acids. The transcript is spliced from 7 exons. The record is from RefSeq and is a predicted model, not a curated record.
AUGUUCAGGAAAAGUGGUGGAAUGAUGAUGCCUUCCUCGAUUGACAACUUCCGAGCUAACGUGACUUGGCGUUAUUCUGCAUCCAUUGAUGGAUGCCACCAUUCUUCCCUUCCAUCAUCGACAUCAGCAAGCGAAAACGACUUACUUCACUCUUUGAAUAUAGUAUCACGCUCGUUAAGUGGAGCCUACCAAGAUAACCCCCUUGCAUUGCAGUGUGAUGCUGCUGCCUUCAUAUACUUCCUCUGUCACUCUUCAUAUGACAUCGAAGCCCACACUUACUUCUAUUUCGCGUUAGAAAAUCAGGUAAUUACAGGAAUAGAUAAUCACGCAAACACCGUUCUUACUGAUGUGAAAUGGGCGCCCAAAAGGACCUCCAGAACCAAUCUAAGAAGACAUGCUUUCAAUUGGCUCCUUUUCGCGGUGAAUUGGGAGAACAGAAGAAUUGAUAUCUUGAAAGCAAGAAUCCAUUCGCAGACAACUCUGUGGCUUUUCGCCGCGCCUACAAAUCUGAGAAAAACUGAACAUAUCCAUAACUCGGAGGGGACUUUUCGAGACGGUAUGUAUUUUAAUCUCUUUCACAUGGGGAAAAAUUACGGGCGGAUGGGCACAGGAUUUUAA